AUGGGAAAGCUCGCCGCUGGUCAGCUCCGCAGCCAUGGCGGCCGCAGGCCUGGGGCAGGCCGCAAGAGAAAAAAUCUGCAAGUAGCACGAGGAGCCCAGAGGAAACCACAACAAGUUCGCAAGCUGCUGGGACUUGACAGACCUGAAUUCAAGACAAAGGCUUGGGAUGCACGCAACCCUGUCACGUUCCUGACAGUGGCGACAAUCGUUUUCUACCUGACACGCUACUUGAUGGAUAGCCACAAGGAAGUUGCCGUAGACUGGGCAGAGGUGGCAGUGGCAUUUGGGAAGGCAGACAGACAACGCAUGUAUCACACUGCUGCUUGCACAUUGGCCACUGCCCGCAACGGCAUGAAGAAACUCAAAGUCCCUUCGUCGACCUGCAGGCUACAAAGUUUGAGGCCAUGCUGCCAUGCUUACAUAGGCACCCACUGUUCGUUGCCAGAGAUCAUGUUUUGUAGCCGGAUCCAUCCAUUGAAGCCCACUCUACUCGAUCCUUUCACGGCAGCUACUGCGGCAUGGUUACGAGAAGUGACAGGUGAGCAAAAUAGGCGCGGAUACAUGACUGCCCCUGAGUGGAUUACUUUGAUAGCUUUUGGGAAGCUUCGGCAGCAGAGUGCGGUUACGCUCCUUUUACCUUCCCACUCAAACUAUUUGGGUUUCCAUUCCUUGGCUGAACCUUCCCAGAUGGGAAUAUUCAUCGCUGCUCAAGAUUCCAUCGCUUGGACCCAACAGCUCACGCAGGAAAUGAGCAAGGUUGGAGGGCUCAAUUCCACGAAAGCAAGCGUGUGCUUGGCAAACUUGUGGUCUCAGUUCUCAGAUCCAACUAUCUUUGUGAAGCUUCAGAGGACCAAGGACUAUCACGGAAUGGUGCAGGUGCUUCAGGAGUUGCCCGGGCAUGGUCCUUUCAUUGCCAAGAACAUUGUGGAAACAGUGUUGAAUGCCGUGCAUCUCAGCGGCAUUGCUGCCGGUGACAUAGGGACAAAUUUGAAUGAAACCAUAGAAGACUACUUGGCAGACCCUGUUGCAGUUCUUGGACCUGGUCCCUUAGCUCUGGGGAGGUUUUUUUUUGGCAAAGGGUUUGCAAACAGCGACUUUGAACACGUACGACGCUGCGUGAACCAGUUGUGCCAGGACGCCACAGUUUGUUACAAGGGCGCUUCCAUUUCUCCCGGAGCUUUGACGGGUCCUCAAAUGCAAGCUCUGUGGUGCAAGCUUAAGGGAACCAUAGAUGACUAUUGCACCCAAACUUUGGGCCAGCAUCUGAGGAGAUGA
Messenger RNA from Cladocopium goreaui, 1275 nucleotides. The record is from the annotation of a GenBank genome assembly. Lineage: Eukaryota; Dinophyceae; Suessiales; Symbiodiniaceae.